This is a messenger RNA of Chelmon rostratus (copperband butterflyfish), 2385 nucleotides long. RefSeq names its product calpain-2 catalytic subunit-like. Bases 127 to 2220 code for a protein of 697 amino acids. Gene Ontology annotation, cellular component: cytoplasm. The transcript has 21 exons. The record is from RefSeq and is a predicted model, not a curated record. Gene Ontology annotation, molecular function: calcium ion binding; calcium-dependent cysteine-type endopeptidase activity. NCBI's taxonomy places the organism in Eukaryota, Metazoa, Chordata, Actinopteri, Chaetodontiformes, Chaetodontidae. Gene Ontology annotation, biological process: proteolysis.
UCCUCUGCCGCUCGGUUUUCGGGGCGGAGGUCUGGAGGUCUGACUCUGAAAAUCUGCUCUGAGAGAAAAGUUUGGCCACGACAAGCUGCGGACUCUUCGUCACUUUUCUCUCUCUGGGUCUUCAUCAUGUCCGGCGUGGCGUCCACUCUGGCCAAGAAGCGCGCCCUGGCCGCGGGCUUCGGCACCAACGCCAACGCGGUGCGGUACCUGAACCAGGACUUCGCAGCUCUGAGGGCGCAGUGCCGCUCCGCUGGGAAACUCUUCUGCGACCCGACCUUCCCCGCCGCGCCCGAGGCUCUGGGCUUCAACGAGCUGGGCCGGAACUCCUACAAGGUCCGGGGAGUCACCUGGAAAAGACCCACGGAACUGGUCUCUAAUCCUGAAUUCAUCUUGGGCGGAGCCACCAGGACCGACAUCUGCCAGGGCGCGCUCGGCGACUGUUGGUUGUUGGCAGCCAUCGCCUCGCUGACCCUCAACGAGUAUGUGAUGGCUAGAGUCGUUCCCGCCGACCAGGGCUUCGGUGACGACUACGCUGGCAUCUUUCACUUCCAGUUCUGGCAGUUCGGCGAGUGGGUGGACGUGGUGAUCGACGACCGUCUGCCGGUCAAAGACGGAGAGCUGAUGUUUGUCCACUCAGCGGAGGGGAGGGAGUUCUGGAGCGCUCUGUUGGAGAAGGCCUACGCCAAAGUGAACGGCUGCUAUGAAGCGUUGUCCGGCGGAUCCACCACCGAGGGCUUUGAGGAUUUCACAGGCGGCAUCGCCGAAAACUACGACCUCCAACGCCCCCCCGCCAACCUGUUCCAGAUCGUCAAGAAGGCCCUGGAGGCUGGAGCGCUUCUCGGCUGCUCCAUCGACAUCACCAGCGCCGCGGACUCAGAGGCCGUCACCCGUCAGAAGCUGGUGAAAGGCCACGCUUAUUCACUAACAGGAGCCGUGGAGGUGAACUACCGGGGUCGACAGGAGAAGCUGGUGAGGAUGAGGAACCCCUGGGGUCAGGUGGAGUGGACCGGAGCGUGGAGUGACGGAUCGUCUGAGUGGGACUAUGUGCAGGGAGACUGCCCACAUGCCAACGCAGAGGACGGAGAGUUCUGGAUGUCCUUCAAAGAUUUCUUGCGUCACUACUCUCGCAUUGAGGUGUGCACUCUGACCCCCGACGCCAUCGGAGACGAUUCCGUCAAACACUGGAGUGUCAGCAAGUUCGAUGGUACCUGGAGGAGAGGAUCCACUGCUGGAGGCUGCAGAAACCACCCCUACACGUUCUGGAUGAAUCCUCAGUUUGUGAUCAGGCUGGAGGAGGAAGAUGACGACCCAGAUGAUGGAGAAGUGGGCUGCAGCUUCGUGGUCGGUCUAAUCCAGAAGAACCGCAGGAAGCUCCGGAAACAAGGAGAGGACAUGCACACCGUCGGAUUUGCCAUCUAUGAGAUUCCAAAACAGUUCCAAGGGCAGAGGGAGGUGCACCUGGAUAAGAACUUCUUCCUGACCCACGCUCAGACGGCGAGGUCAGAGACCUUCAUCAAUCUGCGUGAGGUCAGCUCUCGCUUCAAACUGCCGCCUGGAGAAUACCUGAUCGUCCCGUCCACCUUUGAACCGCACCUCAACGGAGACUUCUGCAUCCGAGUGUUCUCCGAGAAGCAGACAGAGACCCAACCCUGUGACGAUCCGGUCAGCGCUGAACUCGAUGAUGAGGUGGUGUCUGAUGAGGACGUGGACGCAGGAUUCAGAGGCCUCUUCUCUAAACUCGCCGGAGACGACAUGGAGAUCUCUGCGGUGGAGCUCAGGACCAUCAUGAACAAGAUCGUCGGCAAACGAACUGACAUCAAAACUGACGGCUUCAGCAUGGAGACCUGCAGGGUGAUGGUCAACCUGAUGGACGACAGCGGGAACGGGAAGCUCGGCCUCGGAGAGUUCGCCACUCUGUGGAAGAAGGUGCAGCGAUACCUGUCGAUCUAUAAGAAGAACGACGUGGACAACUCGGGGACGAUGAGCACUCCGGAGAUGAGAGUCGCCUUCAAAGACGCAGGUUUCACCCUCAACAACACCAUCUACCAGCUGCUGGUGGCUCGAUACUCUGACCCCGACAUGACCAUCGACUUUGACAACUUUGUGGGCUGCCUGAUGAGGCUGGAGAUCAUGUUCAGGAUCUUCAAGAAGCUCGACAGCGACGACAGCGGUUCCAUCGAGCUCAACUUCAACCAGUGGUUAAACUUCGCCAUGAUCUGAGCCGCCGCUCCACGUUUGCCCGGAGCUUCAGUGUUACUGCAGGACGCCAUAUUCUUGUUUACAGCUGCAGCUUUUCUUCCUGUCACUCCUAAUGUUUUAUAUGUGAUGUAUGCUAGACACUACCUGACUGAUAAGUAAAGUCAAUAAAUUUAUCCACAAACCCUU